AUGUUAAAAUCAAUAACAAGGAGAAGAAAAAAAUAUAUUUUCUUGGAUUACUUGAUAAUUUUAUUUACGGCACUUUACUUAAGAAUCAGAAGUGUUGAUACUGGUUUUUACAGUUCUCUUCAACCUAAUUACUUAUAGUUGUUGACUAUUCUAUUUGCAUUGAUGUUUGCCAAUAUAGGCAGAGUACAAUGUAUCCUUAUAAGUGCAAUUCUGAAUAUAUUCAGUAUCUACUGGUUGAGCACCUCAACUUAUAUAGUUUUAGUGUCAAGCAUUUAUAAAUUUACAUAUGACAGUUUGAUUCUAUUAGUGUUUUGUCAUAGUUUGAAUGUAUUUAGAGAUAAAGGAAUCCAAGUCUUGACCUAUUGCUAUGCUUUUGGGAAUUACCUCGAAAUAGUUCAGAUAUUCUUUAAUUUAAACUAUUUCAAGUUUCUCCUGUUCAUACUGAUUGUCUCUCUGUCUUUGCUACGUUAAAGAUGCAGGUAAUUGCCAUAGUCUAAUUAUUUUAUUGUAAUAAAGUAUCUGUGCACCACUCGGAUUGCAAUAAUACAAUCAAUUAUCCUACUCCACGUCCUUUUAACAGUAAUCAACUUACAUACUUUUGUCAAUGUGGUCACAUCCUCUUCCGUAAGAUAUGUAGUCCUAUUGAUAUACCCUUUGUUUCUCUUGGCAAUAGAUCCGAAAUUCAGAAAUAUUAGUCAAAUAAUUUUAGCACUCAAUGUUAUUUUGAGUUUGCUUUUAUUGUUCGAUCAUCAGGUGAUAUUUUUCAUGGCUUCCCUGCUUAUCCCUCAUAUAUUUGUUUUUUAAUUGGCUCUUUUUAUUUUUAUAUUUUCAGAAAUUAAUCCAAAAAUAUCCAAGGAACACAAAUACCUGAACUAUGAUGCAAUGAUUUUAAUCUAUUACAUCAUCUUAAAGAACUCUUAUGCUCAUUACGAUUCAUAUGUGUAAUACAAAGGUAUCAUUUACUUUAUGUCAAUCAUUAUUGCAAUAUUUAUAAUUAUCAAGAGCAAGAGAUUUUAAAAAUCCUUUGCAAUUAAACAGAAUUAUUAAAAUAAUUCUUAUGACUAAUUUGAAAGCGCAAAAAAUGAUGAUACUGUAUUUUGA
Molecule: messenger RNA, 1101 nt
Organism: Paramecium tetraurelia
Lineage: Eukaryota; Ciliophora; Oligohymenophorea; Peniculida; Parameciidae
Exons: 3
Source: RefSeq, a predicted model, not a curated record